AUGCAGACCCUAGGUGUGAGAUACGCUUCGUCCUUUGGAGGGGCUAUCGAAGGCCUGUGGUUCUCAUUCACAGAGACCAUCAGCUCUUUAACCUGGGGGCCUUUCCUCACUUUCUGCAAAUCACAAGUUUUAAGAGCCCUGAGUGGUAUCAAUGCUGGCCAUCUCACGAUAAUAGAUGGAGACGAUGUGUACGAAUUCGGACCAGAAGAAGCACCUUAUGCCUUCCUGCGUGUUCGAUCAGGUGAAUUUUGGACGAGGAUAGCCCUGUUUACAGACUUGGGUCUCGCAGAGUCCUUCAUGAGUAGCAUCGUCGAUUGUGAUGAUGUAUCGAAACUAGUCAAGAUGCGCUCAAAGCAACAAUUCAAGUACGGCUUCAGGUUCCCCGCUUUUCUAAGCCCAGACAUGAACUAUUCGUCCGCCAUCUUCUCCAAGAUCGAUGCAGAUCUCACUGGGGUUCCUGAGGAUACACUAGAAGAUGGCCAGAUGCGGAAAAUGAGGAUGAUCCUGCGAAAAGCUGACAUCCGACCAGGAGACCGCGUGCUUGAAAUUGGAACGGGCUGGGGAUCACUAGCCAUUUUAGCAGCCACCACUAUCCCAGGAUGUACCAUUGACACCGUAACCCUCUCUUCCACCCAAGCCACAUUUGUAAGGAACCGUAUCGGCGAAGCUGGGCUGUCAGAUUCCAUCGUAGUACACGAAAUGGACUUUCGCGAGUGCUACCUCCAACAGGAAUGGGCUGGAACCUUUGAUCGUUUCAUCAGCAUAGAGAUGAUCGAGCAUGUGGGUAGGGACUUCUUGGUUGAGUACUGGAAGGUAGUCGAUUGGGCAAUGAAACCGGAUACUGGAAUGGGUGUGGUGCAAUUGACUACCUUUCCGGAAACUCGAGGCGAGGAAUAUAACUCGGAAGGUGCUGAUUUUAUACAGAAAUGGGUAAAUUGUUUCACUCUUCUCGUCCAUCUGAUUCUGACUGGAUCUUCGGUAGAUACAAUACUAGUGGCUAAGAGGUUACGUCCCUCAGUUUUUCCUGGAGCGUACCUUCCCACUCCAUGUAUCCUCAUGGAGACUAUGAAGACAGGAAGCUCUGGAUGUCUUACGGUCGACUCUAUGGUCAAUAUCGGGCCGCACUACGCACGCACAUUGCGCGAGUGGAAAAGAAACUUUUUAGAUGCCUGGGAGGAGACGAUAUCCCCUGCUCUUGUCCGCAAGUACAAUCUGACUGCAGCUGAGCAGGAAGUCUUCCGCAGGAAAUGGAUUUCUCUUACUGCGAAGCAGGGUUUUCUACCCGGAGCUUGGGGGAUCAUAUUGUGA
Molecule: messenger RNA, 1308 nt
Organism: Desarmillaria tabescens
Lineage: Eukaryota; Fungi; Basidiomycota; Agaricomycetes; Agaricales; Physalacriaceae
Product: Mycolic acid cyclopropane synthetase-domain-containing protein
Exons: 10
Coding region: 1-1308 (435 amino acids)
Biological process (GO): lipid biosynthetic process
Source: RefSeq, a predicted model, not a curated record